This is a messenger RNA of Echinops telfairi (small Madagascar hedgehog), 831 nucleotides long. Its product is annotated as PRAME family member 12-like. The record is from RefSeq and is a predicted model, not a curated record. Gene Ontology annotation, cellular component: cytoplasm. The transcript has a single exon. Bases 1 to 831 code for a protein of 276 amino acids. Lineage: Eukaryota; Metazoa; Chordata; Mammalia; Afrosoricida; Tenrecidae.
AUGGUGCAGCCGGACGCUGUCCAGGAGUUGAAAGUGGAGGGUCAUUGGGUCCUGCAAGAGCUCAAUGUGUUUUCCCCUUUUCUGGCCCAGAUGGUCCACCUGCAAACCCUCUUCCUUGUGAAUUGCUGCAUGGGUUGCGGGGGGGGCCCCGGGAAGAACACUGACCGCAAGGUGCGGAGGCUGCUUCGCCAAUUCAGCUCUCAGCUCGUCGGCCUGACCCGGCUCCAGCACCUCACCCUGCAUGCUCUCCCCUUCCUCAAUGACCACCUGCGCCUGCUGCUCAGGUCCGUGCAGGCCCCCUUGGAGACCCUCUGCAUAAGACACUGCAUUCUUGGGGACCUGGACCUGACGUACAUGUCCUCGCUGCCCUGCACCAGUCGCCUAAGGUCCCUGGAUUUGAGUGGUUUACGCAGGGCUUGCUACCACUACGAAUUCCUCGCCGCUCUGCUGAACAGGGUCUCGGCCACCCUGGAGUCCCUGGACCUAGCGGACUGUGGCAUGCAUGACUCGGACCUCAAUGACCUGCUGCCCGCUCUGUGCACCUGCUCCCAGCUCAAAAGCUUGAUGCUCUGUGGAAACCUAGUGUCCAUGGCUGUGCUACAGCACCUGCUGGCUCUCACUCUUCCCAGGUGCAUGUUUACCUUCCUCCGGCUGCCUGUCCCUCUGCACUGCUAUGUGCGGCCCCGAUAUACACUGCACCGGGGUAUCCUUGAAGACGUGAUCUCGGAGCUGAGGCCGAUCCUGCAGCCCUACAGGCCCCUCCGAGUGUUCUUUGAUCAUAGGAUCUGUUACAAAGACUGUGAUGCAAUCUAUGUCCAUCUGAACCAUUAA